AUUUCCUUUUGACCAGUAUGCCUUGGAGCUGUGUGUCAUCGGCUCUAUGACUAUCGCUAGUUUUUUCCUUACUAAAUCGCUAAUCAAAUCUUUUGGUGGAAUUUUUAUUAAAGCUGGCUUACAUGGAGUUGAUAUGAACAAAGCAAAUAAACCGAUUUUACCUGAGGCUCAAGGAGUCAUCGCGGCUGCUGUUUACCUUAAUUGCAUGUUCCUCUUUAUCCCACUGCCUUUCCGAAAACAUAUUCUUAAUUCCAUUCACUGGUACAAUCGAGUAAGUCACUUUUAUGUAUCAUCCCAGACGCCUUUGUCCAAUGAUGAUAUUCUCGCAGAGCAGGCCGUUUUAUUUAAGACUAGGCUUAUUCCCUUCUUAGCCGCCCUUUUGUCGAUUUGCUGCAUGAUCUUUUUGGGUUUCGCUGAUGACGUUUUAAACCUACGAUGGCGUCACAAGCUUGUUCUUCCGUCCAUAUCUAGUCUUCCACUUCUUAUGGUCCAUGUUGCUAAUCUUGAGACUACUCACAUAGCAGUUCCCCUGCUCCUUCAGCCCUUCUUCGGGAUUAGCGUUGAUAUAGGUUUUCUGUACUUCGUUUAUAUGGGAAUGCUAGCGGUGUUCUGUACCAACGCAAUUAAUAUAUAUGCUGGAGUCAACGGCUUGGAAUCCGGUCAAAGUCUUGUUAUUGCUGUCUCCGUCAUAAUUUUCAAUACACUUGAGCUUAAUGGUCCAGAGUGGAAGGCUCACUUAUUCUCCCUGUACUUUUUGUUGCCCUUCAUUGGCGUCACGUUUGCCCUUUUGCAGAGAAAUUGGUGUCCCGCUGAUUUAUUUGUGGGAGAUACAUUUUGCUAUUUCGCGGGCAUGACCUUCGCAGUCGUGGGAAUCCUUGGACACUUUAGUAAAACUCUGAUGCUUUUCUUUAUCCCACAAGUCUUCAAUUUUUUCCUGAGUUUGCCCCAGCUGUUUCAUCUGAUUCCCUGUCCACGUCAUCGCCUCCCACGGUUUUCUCCAGUCACUGGUCUUCUUCACCCAAGCACCGUCUCAUUUCGGGUGACUUCCCUAUCGCGUCUGGGACGUUUUUGUCUGGACGUCUUCCUUUGGCUGCGUCUAACUCAUCUAUCCCACCCCCCUCCCUGUUCUGUUGAUAUUGACGCAAUGGAGGAAGAAUCAACGUCGGAGGAGGUGACUGUGGACAAUUUCACACUGAUCAAUCUCUUUCUGCGCGUGUUUGGACCCACAACAGAGACCAGGACAACAGCUUACUUGCUUGUGAUUCAGAUAGAAGUGACAAACGGUUUAGAUGCCAGCGUAAUUUUCUGA
Molecule: messenger RNA, 1309 nt
Organism: Mesocestoides corti
Lineage: Eukaryota; Metazoa; Platyhelminthes; Cestoda; Cyclophyllidea; Mesocestoididae
Source: the annotation of a GenBank genome assembly